This is a messenger RNA of Impatiens glandulifera, 1147 nucleotides long. Its product is annotated as L-ascorbate peroxidase 3-like. Gene Ontology annotation, biological process: hydrogen peroxide catabolic process; cellular response to oxidative stress; response to reactive oxygen species. Lineage: Eukaryota; Viridiplantae; Streptophyta; Magnoliopsida; Ericales; Balsaminaceae. The record is from RefSeq and is a predicted model, not a curated record. Bases 179 to 1024 code for a protein of 281 amino acids. Gene Ontology annotation, molecular function: heme binding; peroxidase activity. The transcript has 8 exons.
CGCUCACUCGGUUCUCUUCCCAUACAUUCAAGGAACUGAAAAAGAGUAAAACCCUUGCUUCUUCCCAAUCCCAAGUAUAUCCAUUUCUUUCUCUUCUUCUUCUGAUUUAUAAUUUGCUUUUUCUUCUUCAUUUUCAUCCACUUUGAUAUUCCAAUUGGCGACAGUUUGAGCUCAUCCAAUGGCGGUACCUGUAGUUGAUGCUGGAUAUCUCAAUGAAAUCGAGAAAGUUCGUCGAGAUCUCCGAGCUCUCAUCUCUUACAAGAACUGUGCACCUAUCAUGCUCCGUUUGGCAUGGCACGAUGCUGGAACUUAUGAUUUUCACACUCAGACAGGGGGACCUGAUGGGUCAAUCAGGAAUGAGAAAGAGCUUAUGCAUGGUGCUAAUAAUGGCCUCAAAAUAGCAAUUGAUCUAUGUGAAACAGUGAAGGCUAAACAUCCCAAAAUUACAUUUGCUGACCUUUACCAGCUUGCUGGUGUAGUUGCUGUUGAAGUUACAGGAGGUCCUACCAUUAAAUUUGUUCCAGGGAGAAAGGAUUCAAUUGAUUCUCCAGAAGAAGGCCGACUUCCUGAUGCAAGACAAGGGUCUGGGCAUCUAAGGGAUGUAUUUUACAGAAUGGGUUUAUCAGAUAAGGAUAUUGUAGCACUAUCUGGAGGUCACACACUAGGAAGGGCACAUCCAGAAAGAUCAGGUUUUGAUGGGGCCUGGACUAGUGAUCCUCUGAAAUUUGACAACUCAUACUAUGUGGAGCUUUUGAAAGAGGAAUCUGAAGGUCUCUUGAAACUCCCAACCGAUAAAGCUCUCAUACAAGAUCCAACAUUCCGAUCAUUUGUCGAGGUUUAUGCAAAGGAUGAAGAUGUGUUCUUCAAAGACUAUGGUGAAUCACACAAGAAACUAUCUGAGCUUGGAUUUAAACCAUCUCAUUGUUACAACACAAUACUAGCCCAAAGUGCUGUUGGGGUUGGUGUGGCUGCAGCCAUAGUGGUUUUUAGUUAUCUGUUUGAGGUCAAUAGAAGAGUCAAUUGAAAACCCACAUACCAGAUUGGGUUUGAUUUGAUUGCUUUCUAUUUACCAACUAUGUUCCUUAAAUUGAGUAUGAAAUAACAAACCAUGAUUUAAGCAGAAUCCAACAGAGAUGGGAAAGGAAAG